AUGGCCCAAACCCCAGAGAACAAGGCCGCAUGGCUAUCCGGCUCCAAAGUCACCCCGCUUGAGAUCGGCCCGGCGCCGUACACAGCACCCGGACCUCACCAGAUCGUCGUGAAGAACAGUGCACUGGGCAUCAAUUCCGUCGAUUGGGCCAAACAGCUGCUCGGCGAAGCCUUGCUCGGCCAUAUCAGCUAUCCCUUCAUUCUGGGCGAGGACGUGGCAGGCACCGUUGUCGAGGUGGGGGAGGGCGUAGAGCGCUUCAGUGUCGGCGACCGCGUUGUGGCUGCGGCUGCUGCCAUCUCCCUCAACACCUCCCUCGAGGGCGGUUUCCAGCUGUACACCGUCAUUCGCGAGUGGUUGGCCGCACCGCUGCCGGACAGCAUCGCCUUUGAGCAGGCCAGUGUGAUCCCGCUAGCCAUCUUCACAGCCUCUCACGGCCUGUUCGACACCGAAUACCUGGGCCUUGACUUGCCCACCGUUCCCGCAUCUCAGUCCAGCAGCGACAAGGGUGUUGUCAUUAUCACCGGUGGCUCAUCCGCUGUUGGCAGUACCGCAAUUCAGCUGGCCGUGUCCGCCGGCUACGAGGUUGUGUCGACGGCGUCGCCUAAGAACUUCGAUUACGUCAAAAAUCUCGGUGCUAGCCAUGUGUUUGACUACAAGAGUGAGACUGUGAUCGAUGAUAUCAGCGCUGCUGUCAAGGGACUCCCCCUUGUCGGCGGUUACUCCAUUGGUGAUGGCUCCAUCGACCUGCUGGCCGCCGUCUUGGCCAAGCACGAGGGCCCCUCUACGAAUAAGUUCAUCCUGCUCGGUCCGGACGCGGCUGGUCCCGACUCUGUUACGAGCAAGAUCUACAAGAACUACCUCCCCGAGGCACUCGCCAAUGGGCAGUUUGUGCCAUCACCCGAGGCGAUUGUCGUGGGCAAGGGACUGGAAAAGAUCCAGGAGGCUUUUGGAAUUCACAUGCAGGGUGUUUCGGCAAAGAAGAUUGUUGUGUCACUGUAA
Messenger RNA from Penicillium concentricum, 999 nucleotides. RefSeq names its product zinc-binding alcohol dehydrogenase family protein. Bases 1 to 999 code for a protein of 332 amino acids. The transcript has 2 exons. The record is from RefSeq and is a predicted model, not a curated record. Gene Ontology annotation, molecular function: oxidoreductase activity, acting on NAD(P)H. Lineage: Eukaryota; Fungi; Ascomycota; Eurotiomycetes; Eurotiales; Aspergillaceae.